Mesorhabditis spiculigera is the source of this 1077-nucleotide messenger RNA. The record is from the annotation of a GenBank genome assembly. Lineage: Eukaryota; Metazoa; Nematoda; Chromadorea; Rhabditida; Rhabditidae.
AUGGAGGCGAUGGAAGUUGUCGAAACGAACGCAUCCGAAGUCGUCGACGAGCCCUUUGAGUUCCUGCGUUUGCCGUUGAUCCCGCAAGAAGAGAUUCUGGCGAAUUGUGGACUACUGGAGCGGGCACGGCUCCGGCAAGUAUGCAAGGACCUCAAGAACUUUGUCGAGCUGCAUGGACCACUUCCAGAAAAGAUGUUGCGCGUCCACAUUGAUGGUCAGCCUGGCAAGUUGCGCGUCGUGCUCUGCGAUGAGUAUCAUGAGCAUUACACUGUCACCGUCGACGAAAAUGGGCUGGGCUUUAAGUUCGGGCGUGAAAAUCCGAAGGAAUGGACGACGUUACCCAGUGACGAGACUGUCAACAAUCUUCUCAAGCACGUUCGGCCGCGAUUCGUCUACUACACGAGAUACGUGGAUGAUAUGUCACCUGAGAGUUUGGAUGGCCUGGAUAUCGCGAGACAGUCCAUCUGCGUGUCACUACGGUUUAUCUGCAUGGCAAGGCUGCUUGAGCGUAUGCGUCGACGGGGCUUCGAGAAUAAAGAAAUAUUGAACUUUGUCUGGAUUCGCGACAAUCGUUCGUGCUUCUACUUGCAUCCGUGUCAAGCGUGCGCUAACGGCUACGAGGCGUUGCUGGAAUUUCUGCCAAAAUGCCGAAAAAUUUACCUGCGUUCGCGCGUGGAGUUAUUCGACGCCCCACCGGUCGAUGAUCCUCCCCAGCAUGCGCUUCCGCUUUGGAAGCCGACGGAGGAUAGUAUUCGACAGAUGAUCCUGGAUCGCGCCGCGCCAGAACAUCUCAACGUGCUAGAACCCCGAAUGGUGGCCAUCGACUUGGAAGAUUGCAACAUAGAAGGCCAAUUCAAGAUCAUCUCGCAACUUGAUAUCGCGGACGGCCCAAUCUAUUUGCAAGAUGAGAAGUUGUACAUCUACAUUCUAUCGCGCAGCACCUACGGCUACAAAGCCUUCCUCAUGAUUCAGAAUUUCGAAAUGUGUUACUUGGGACAGCACUAUGAAAAGUACGAAGAUAUGCUGCGUGAUCUGCGAGACACCAAUCAUCGUUAUCCAGUCGUCUGCAGACCAAAA